Molecule: messenger RNA, 2037 nt
Organism: Botrytis byssoidea
Lineage: Eukaryota; Fungi; Ascomycota; Leotiomycetes; Helotiales; Sclerotiniaceae
Exons: 2
Coding region: 1-2037 (678 amino acids)
Source: RefSeq, a predicted model, not a curated record
AUGGCUCGGACUAUGUUUUUUUUGGGCUGUCCCGAAGGGAAAAGCCGACAAAAAGCGCGGAUUCUCUGUAACUCCAACAGUCACACAUCUAACUGUCAUGAGUUACUCGAAGGUGGAGUCGAUGGAACCAUUAUCAAGCUACCAGAAAGCUGUGGUCCGGAAACAUAUGCUGUUGCUCACAGUCUGUCCUUAUCGGAUAACCAGGAGCUUCCUUUGAUCCAUACAGGCGCAGCCAACCGGACCGUAUCAGAUCUGGAAAUCAGCUAUGACUUUGGUCUUGUUAAAAGGGACGCUGGGGAUGUCUAUAUACGUAUUGACUACAGCAAUCUCGAAAGUUAUUGGAACGCGGGCGUCAACAGUGCUGGCGAGUCGAGAAAAAGAUCUACUGAUGACAUUUCGAAGAGAUUUUUUGGUACAAAUGCAACAUCAUGGAAAUCUAGAUUUGAUGAUGUUCGAAGUGAAGCAUCAGGUGACCUUGACCACACACUUUUCGCUAAAGCCUUCACAUCUCCACUAUACAGUAGCAGUAAGAGCUAUGAAGGUGAGGAUGACAACUAUGCCUCCAUUGGUUUCAGUGGAAAUGUCUCAUCAAAAGCCAGAUUUGGCUACAGUUUUGUUGGUACCAUUGUCCCGUUCAAUAUUGUACAGGCCUAUGGUUUCUCAGAGAGCGAGAUUGAAGUAAUAGCUAUGCUUGACAUCCAAGUAUACGGUGGACUGAAGCUUCCUAAUACCCGAGCAAACGUUUUCCCUAGUCCAGUGACCUCCAAGGAAUUCAGCGUACCCGGCCUCAUUCACAUAAAGCCCAGUCUGCAGAUUGUCGCAACAUUAAAUGCUAAUAUUGAGGUGGCAGCCGACUUUGAGGUAUUCUUUAAUACAUCCACACCGAUACCAAUCACGCAAUACUAUCCUUCCUCUUUGGGGACUGCUAAUGGUAGCUCUGAAAUGCAUGCUAUGAUAUUAGGCGAUGGAUUCUCGGAUUCAACGGCUGGCACGGCUAGGUUUGGAUUUAUGCCUACUAUGCAACUGGACAUUACAAUCGAUUCAUACAGCACGGGUAAAGUAGAGAUACAUGAAACAAUUAGUGCAUUUCACGAUGCCUUUGUGGCCAUUACAUCUGACGACAAGAACUGCCCUUCCUUACAAGCAGGUAUUAGCGGUGCUCAGAUUAGCCUCGAAAGUGUUGCAGGUUCUUUCACGCCCUGGAGUGGUGAUGACACCUCUCAGCAAAUAUUGAGCCACAUAAAGUCUUCUGAUCUGCCGACGAUAUGUCCUAGAUCUUUCUCUGGAAGAUCCAUGAUUUCGGGGGAUCUCCCUAAUGUCGUGAUAAAUUACCCCGCUCCUUAUGUUUUUGGCAAUUAUUAUCUCAUCACAUGUGCUGUGGGGCUGGGUGCAGGAGAUUAUUUAUUUAUUGGACCUCAAUCUGGAGAUCCAGAGUUCUGUUCCACUUCCCCUGAAAUGUUUCCAUAUUCCGGGAUCUUCGACAUCGAUGGCUCAGAACUAGAAUAUGAAGACCCCGAAGGUAUUGGGCCAGCCCCGGGCAUUAUUAGCCUAGGGUUCCGAUCUGUUGAGGAGAGAACCGCUUGGCGUAUGUUUCCAGCCUUUGCUAUUGGCUUUAAAAAAGCGGCAGUAAAGUCUGUAUCGUAUCCCAACUGGCAACGAUUACUCAAGUACACCGCGUUCGUAUACCGCAAUUACGGGCAAGACUUCUCUAAAGCUGCGACACAAUGUGCAGUGCCAAUUUUGCUUAAUAAUUUACCACAUACCGCAGAAACAGUUGUUGAGCAUGUAUUCGAACAACAAGUACUGGCCAAGUUCAUCUUUACGGCAUCGGGCAACAUUAAGGAAUUCCCUUCUGGUUUGAUACCUACUCGUGCUAUAAUCCCAACCGCUGCAUGGGAUGCAUUUGCAACGAUACAGGUCAAAAGUGCUAUCACGGGCGAAAUGGGAACAAUGAUGCAGCAUUUGUUCUCAGCUCUCGGUUCCUAUCGAUAUCCUGGCGCUCUGAGCUUAGUCCAUAGAGACCUGAAUGCGUUAUAA